Molecule: messenger RNA, 1496 nt
Organism: Paramuricea clavata
Lineage: Eukaryota; Metazoa; Cnidaria; Anthozoa; Malacalcyonacea; Plexauridae
Source: the annotation of a GenBank genome assembly
AUGAAACCGAAAUCUAUAACUGAUGAAGAUCAGUCGUACACAAAGUCCACUAUUGGUAGGGAUAACAGAGAGAAGGAAGUUGAUGUGGUGAAUGUUCUUGGAGCAAAAUGGGACUGUAAGACUGCCUCCUUUAGUUCACCAAUUCGGGUUGUUUUUCAAGGGAAGAAUCAACGAGUCAACGUUAUCGUUAACCGCGAAGAUGCCAGCGCUACUUCCUCCAAAACAUUGGUUUAUCGAAUUGGUCAUACGAGAUACACACGAACGAGUGAAACACAUAUGUUGGCAGCGAUAAGAGAAGUAUUUUGGAUUCUUCGUGGUAGAGCAGCUGUGAAGAAGUCUGUGCGUCAUUGCGUCAUUUGCAAAAGAUCGAAGGUGUUCCUUACAGACCACCAACCAUACCUGAACUACCAGAAUUUAGUGUAUCUGAUGCCCCACCUUUUUCUCAUACGGGAUUAGACUUUGCUGGCCCUCUGUAUGUAAAGUACAUUAGUAAGGAAACAAGUUCCAAGUCUCAGGCUGGUUUGAACAAGGUUUAUGUGUUGUUGUUAACUUGUGCUGCCACAAGGGCAGUUCAUUUAGAACUUACCCGUAGACCUGAUGUGCCUAUGUUUUUGCUAACAAUUCGACGGUUCGUAGCUCGUAGAGGACUACCGGCUAGUUUUAUCUCGGACAAUGCGAAAACGUUUAAAUCAGCGUCUAAGGAUUUAAAGAAAGUUAUUCGGUCGCCGUAAUUUUCUCGUUAUAUGACCGAAAAUCGGGUAUGUUGGAAAUUCAAUGUGGACAAAGCUCCCUGGUGGGGCGGAUUCUGGGAAAGGCUAGUAAAAACUGUGAAACUUUGUCUUAAAAAGAUUAUCGGGCGCGCGACAGUCACUUAUGAUGAACUAGCUACGAUACUAACGGAAGUCGAGUCGGUUAUUAAUGCCAGGCCUAUUACCUAUGUGUACGACGACGAGGAAUCUGUAUCCUAUGCUCUAACUCCCUCACACUUAAUUAACGGCAGAAUGAUCACAGCUAUGCCUAACGACCACCACUACGAGAUUGUAAGCACGAGUACCACGCUUAGUCGAAGAGCCAAACAUCAAAGAAAUAUUCUGCGAAAAUUCAUUAAUCAAUGGCGUCGAGACUAUCUCUUAAAUCUUCGCGAAAAUUCAGCAGUGAAUUCCAGAAAUUCUUUCUAAUUCAACUGAAAUCUCCGAAGGUGACAUCGUUUUACUGAGAUCUGAUUCGACAGCUCGUAAUUUCUGGCAAUUAGCAGUCAUCGCGAAGAGUUUAUUUCGAGUCGAGAUGGAAAGAUCAGAGCAGCUAUUGUUAGAACGAUCAAUGGACAGGGUAAGCCUUCAAGGUUUAGAAGAGUAAUUCAGCAUUUAAUCCCUUUGGAAAUACGGUCAAACUCACAAGAAUAUCGAGAGGAUUUGCCUGUUGGACAGAAUACACGAGUGCGGCGUGAUGCUGCUAUUGUUGGAGAACUGAGACGUAUCGAACAGUCAGAAAAUUAA